AGAUUCAACGAUGCCGUGUUACGGUUAGGAGCUGUGCGCCAGGCGUUUAGCACAGUAGAGACAAUUAAAGAGGAAUCCAGGAAACGGCUGGGUGCCUCCCGGGCGGAAGACGACAAGGUGCUGACUGACAUGUACCUGGAAUUACAACGGAGAGACCCCCUAUUCAACGGUGCUGCGCCGAAGGAUAACGAUGAGGUGCUGAUGUACCUGGAG
Molecule: messenger RNA, 213 nt
Organism: Sphaeroforma arctica JP610
Lineage: Eukaryota; Ichthyosporea; Ichthyophonida
Exons: 1
Source: RefSeq, a predicted model, not a curated record